Messenger RNA from Aspergillus candidus, 2557 nucleotides. RefSeq names its product protein phosphatase 2A structural subunit TPD3. The record is from RefSeq and is a predicted model, not a curated record. The transcript has 10 exons. Gene Ontology annotation, cellular component: cytoplasm; protein phosphatase type 2A complex. The coding region runs from base 364 to 2214 and encodes 616 amino acids. Gene Ontology annotation, molecular function: protein phosphatase regulator activity. Gene Ontology annotation, biological process: protein dephosphorylation. NCBI's taxonomy places the organism in Eukaryota, Fungi, Ascomycota, Eurotiomycetes, Eurotiales, Aspergillaceae.
UCUCGCUGCUCUCUACAACUACAUUGGAAAGAUAAAAGAAACCCCAUCAUUCCUCCAAUCUACCACCAUACCCGAGGAUUUUUUAUCUCCUGCGGUUAUAAUUAUUCAGAUCUUGACAAAUUACCUUAUCUCACAUUCUUUGAGGUGCUGCCGCGUGUCAUUGUCCCGUCUACGACAGCUCCUCGUUUCUCGAUUCCUCGCCCAUUCCCCCCCCCCUCUCCCGAAGAAUAUUAUCCCAUCGUGUGUUCGCGUGAGGUCGGGCGUGAACUGUUAGUAGUAGCCUGACCGAGGAUUGGGACUCGUCAUAUCCUCGCCGCUCGCUGCUUGUAACUGAUCGAGUUUGAUACAAAAAAGUCCUUCGUCAUGGAGGGUCAAGGUGAUAACGAUGAGCUCUACCCCAUCGCCGUUCUUAUUGAUGAGUUGAAGCAUGACGAUGUCCUUCUCCGUCUCAAUGCCAUCCACCGUCUUUCUACCAUUGCAUUGGCCUUAGGGCCUGAGAGGACCCGCGAUGAACUGGUCCCUUUCCUUGACGACUCUGUCGAGGAUGAAGAUGAAGUUCUGACCGCUUUAAGCGAGGAACUGGGCAACUUCAUAGAAUAUGUCGGUGGUCCCGAGCAUGGGCAUGUGCUGUUGUCGCCUUUGGAGAAUCUGGCCGCCAUUGAGGAACCCCUGGUUCGGGAGAAGGCUGUCGAGUCCCUCAAUAAAAUCGGCGAGGAGUUAUCCGCCAAGCAAAUCGAAGAGUACUUCGUUCCGAUGGUCCUCCGCCUGUCCAAAGCCGACUGGUUCACCUCGAAGGUUUCCGCCACCGGUCUCUAUUGCGCCCCAUACAAGAAGGCUCCCCAGCCGCUGCAGCAAAGCCUCAGGCAGUACUUUGGGGGUUUGGUGCACGAUGAGACCCCCAUGGUGAGAAGACAGGCGGCAAACAACCUCGCCAAGUUCGUUGCGGAAAUGGAUGCGCCCGUGGUGAUCGAGGAGAUGAUACCCCUGUUCCAGUAUCUGGCGAACGACGAUCAGGACAGCGUGCGGUUGCUUACCGUCGAUAUUCUUAUUGCGAUUGCCGAGCAGAUUCCCAAGGAACAGCAGCCCAGUCACGGUAUUCUGUUGACGUCCUUGCGCCACCUGUUCGAGGAUAAGAGCUGGCGAGUCCGAUACAUGGUCGCGGAUAGAUACGAAAAGAUUGCUAAGGCCGUCCACGAAGAAGUGGUGACUCGAGACAUGGUGCCGGCGUUUGUGAAGCUGUUGAAGGAUACGGAAGCGGAAGUCCGCACGGCGAUUGCUGGCCAGAUUCCCGGCUUCUGUAACUUGAUCGACCGGGAUACCCUGCUUAAUGAGAUCAUGACGAGCGUGGAGGAUCUGGUGUCCGAUCCGUCCCAGCACGUGCGUGCGGCACUGGGUACUCAGAUCAGUGGGCUUGCCCCGAUCCUUGGGAAGGAAGAGACUAUCGCCCAUCUUCUUCCAAUGUUCCUGCAGAUGCUGAAGGAUGAGUUCCCCGACGUGCGCCUGCAUAUCAUCUCCAAGCUGGAGUUAGUGAACAAUGUCAUCGGCAUCGAUCUGCUGUCGCAGUCCCUGCUGCCGGCCAUCGUGCAGCUGGCGGAAGACAAGCAGUGGCGGGUUCGCCUUGCCAUUAUCGAAUACAUUCCUCUCCUUGCCAGCCAACUCGGCGUCAAGUUCUUUGACGAGCAACUUAGUGACCUCUGCAUGGGUUGGCUGGGUGACACCGUCUUCUCGAUCCGGGAGGCUGCUACUCAGAACCUGCGGAAGCUCACGGAGGUGUUCGGAGUGGACUGGGCCAAGGAAUCGAUCAUUCCCAAGGUCAUGGCGAUGGGACAGCAUCCUAAUUACCUCUACAGGAUGACCACCUGCUUUGCUAUCUCCACCCUUGCCCCCGUUGUCACCCUGGAUAUCAUUGAGAACUCGAUCCUUCCCAUCUUAGAACGACUUGCGGCCGAUGAGAUCCCUAACAUCCGAUUCAACGUCGCCAAGUCCUACGCCGUUAUCGUUGACACGGUGCGUCGUCUGCCGACAGAGGGAACCAUCUCGGAGCAGGAUAGACUCGUCAAGUCUCCGACACCGUCGCCUCGAGGCCAGGAGCUCAUCCAGAAAAGAGUUAUUCCCAGCCUGGAGAAACUGCAAGAGGACGAAGAUGUUGAUGUGCGAUACUUUGCUACGACUGCCGCAGGCGGCCACGAUGAAGUCAUGGAGACUUCGCCGUAGGCUCUCCUCCCUAUACCAAGUGCACCAACUCCAACAUGGGUUACCGUCUCAGUGUGAUUAAGGAAUGAAUAAUAUGGAUACUGAAGCCGCUUUGGGAGGAUUAUCUACUUGUGUCCUCUUAGAAAGAGUUCGAGAGUCUGACUGAGACGAAUUGCUUCAUGGCGCUCUGUUUUCUUCCGACUAAAUGUAGAGGUCAUGGUGACCAAGUCCGCAAAAAAAACAAAAACAAACCUUUUAAGACCCUGGCUCUGCAAGUUCGAAGAUAGAGGGGGGCUUGGGUAUGAUGUCUUACGAGUCAUAAAUAAAUAUUUUACAGAAAUAAACCAGUCGUUUUGAAUCGCGA